Molecule: messenger RNA, 3543 nt
Organism: Salvia miltiorrhiza (redroot sage)
Lineage: Eukaryota; Viridiplantae; Streptophyta; Magnoliopsida; Lamiales; Lamiaceae
Product: receptor kinase-like protein Xa21
Exons: 5
Coding region: 6-3407 (1133 amino acids)
Biological process (GO): protein phosphorylation
Molecular function (GO): ATP binding; receptor serine/threonine kinase binding; protein kinase activity
Source: RefSeq, a predicted model, not a curated record
CAGCCAUGGAGAAAAAGCUUUAUUGCAUUUUUGCAUAUGCAUUCCUAAUUACCAUAUCCUUCCAAAUGCUUUCUUCUGAAGCCAAACAACCUAUGAGCCUUGCAACUGAUCAAACUGCCCUUCUUUCACUCAAACAACACAUCACCUCCGACCCUUCUCUUUUACUUUCAACUAAUUGGACCAAUUCGAGCUCCGUCUGCAACUGGAUUGGCGUCGCUUGCAGCUUGCGCCACCAAAGAGUAGCUGCGUUGAAUCUCUCCAACAUGGCUCUCUCCGGCACCAUUCCACCACAGCUCGGACACCUCUCCUUCCUUGUCUCCCUCGACCUCACCAAGAACCUUUUCCAUGGAGAUUUGCCUCAUGAGCUGUCUCUCCUUCGCCGUUUGAAGUUCAUAUCUCUCCGACUCAACAACUUUGGUUCCAUCCCAAAAUCGCUCUCAAACCUAACAAACCUACAAUUUCUUGACUUAACUUCCAAUUCUCUAAGUGGAGAAAUUCCAAAAGAGUUUGGAAGACUUCAAAGUCUACAGUAUUUGGGGGUUCAGUCCAAUCGUCUAUCCGGUGCUAUACCAUCAACCAUAUUCAACUUAUCGACUCUUGUAGUUCUAGCAUUGAGAAACAAUGAACUGAGUGGAAGUCUUCCAUCAGACAUGUGCCGUAAUCUUCCAUCUCUUACUGGGCUUUAUCUUUCUGAUAAUCAGCUGAGUGGUGCGAUUCCCACAAAUCUAUCCCAAUGUUCACGGCUUGAGAUUUUGGGCCUUUCUUACAACUCUUUUAAUGGGCAGAUACCUUUAGAAAUCGGUUACAUAACAUCUCUUCGGGAUUUAGCUCUUGGUGGUAACAACUUGAACGGAAUACUACCACAUGAGAUUGGCAAUCUUCAGAGCCUGGUUACGUUUGCUGUUGAAAAGAAUGAGAUUACGGGCUCAGUUGAUUUCAGUAUUUUCAUGAAUAUGUCUUCUCUGCAAAACAUAAAUCUAGGGACCAACAAAUUCACGGGGAACCUUUCAAGGGAUGUCGGGAAUAUUACCAUGCUAACAAAUUUACACCUCACGGAAAACUAUUUUACAGGGCUUAUUCCCUCUGAAUUUGGCCAACUUUACCAUUUGGAGACAUUAGUACUACAGUUGAACAGCUUGAUUGGUUUGAUUCCACAAGAGCUCUUUAACAUUUCAACUCUUCGGAUUCUUUCACUUGUUAAUAAUGCUCUGUCAGGGGUUCUUCCAACGCAUUUAUGCCAUGCCUCUCCCUUUCUUAAAAGAUUGUUUCUUGGCAAUAAUUCCAUGAGUGGAGCAAUACCCAACUCUAUCUCGAACUGUUCUCAACUCACAAUUCUCUCACUUGCUGGAAACAAAUUUAGUGGUUAUAUACCUACUGAUCUCGGCAACCUAAGGCAUCUCCAACGUCUUUCUCUGUUCAGCAACAAUCUUACCCAGACACCGUCUUCUUCCUUCAUUACUUCAUUGACAAAUUGCAGGUUUCUAACUGAUUUGUUAAUUGCUGAUAAUCCUCUAUACGGUGUCAUUCCAGCUUCCGUUGGGAACUUAUCUUCCAUGCUUCAAGUAUUCGCUGCCAGAAACUGCAAAUUUAGUGGCAACAUUCCUAUUGAAAUAGGCAAUUUAAGCAAUUUGGUGACAUUGGCUUUGCAUGUCAAUGAGUUAUCCGGUAAUAUUCCACCAACUAUCAAACAUCUGCAUGAACUUCAAGGAUUAAUUCUGUCUAAUAACAUGUUGGGAGGCUCAAUUCCACAUGCUAUAUGUGAUUUAUUCAGCCUAAAUACAUUUGUUAUUAGCAGGAAUCAAUUUUCAGGUCCGAUUCCGAAAUGCUUGGGAAAUGUCUCUUCUUUGAGAGAUCUCUUUCUAGACUCCAACAUGUUGAAUUCAAGCAUACCUUCAAGCUUAUGGGGCCUAAAAGAUUUGAUCAAGCUAGACUUGUCCUCGAAUUCAUUGAAUGGGUUCUUACCUAAUGAGGUAAGUAACUUAGGAGCAGCAAUAUAUAUAAACCUAUCAAUGAAUCAGUUGUCAGAUUCUAUUCCUAGCACUAUUGGGAAGUUGCAGGAUUUGGUUAAUUUGUCUUUGGCAAAUAAUAGACUAGAAGGUUCUAUUCCUGUGUCUGUGAAAAGCAUGAUCAGUUUGGUAACUCUUGACUUAUCCUACAACAACCUCUCCGGUUCAAUUCCAAAGUCUUUGGAAGCACUUCAACACCUCGUCUACUUUAAUGUUUCUUUCAACAAUUUGAUUGGAGAAAUUCCUAACGGCGGUUCGUUUAGAAACUUCACUAUGGAUUCUUUUAAGGGUAAUGAGGCAUUGUGUGGAAUCCUGAGGUUCCAUGUCCGGAGUUGCCCUGUAGUUUCAAAUCAUGGAUCAACGAGGAAAAAGGUGGAACGAGCUUCUUUUAUUGUUUUUGGGGUUGUGGCUUUUAUCUCACUUGUUUCAUUGGCCUUCAUAGUUGUCAGAUACAAAAGAAAAGAAAAGACAACUAGAGAAGUUGGUGAGCUGAUAUCAAUUGUGCCUGAAAGGAUCUCUUAUUAUGAACUGGUGCAAGCAACUGAUCAAUUCAGUGAAAGCAAUUUACUUGGCACUGGGAGUUCUUGCUCUGUUUAUAGAGGAAUUCUUAACAAUGGGAAGGAUAUCGCUCUCAAGGUGUUUAAUAUGCAGUUAGAAGGUAUAUCAAGAAGAUUUGAUGUCGAAUGUGAGAUACUACGUAGCAUUCGACACAGAAAUCUAACCAGUGUCAUAAGUAGUUGCUCCAAUGAAGAGUUCAAGGCAUUAGUGCUUGAAUAUAUGCCAAAGGGAAACCUUGAAAAGUGGUUAUAUUAUCACAACUAUUGCUUGAAUUUGAUGGAAAGAUUGAAUAUAAUGAUUGAUGUUGCAUCAGCUUUGGAGUAUCUUCACCAUGGUUAUUCAACGCCCAUUGUCCACAGCGACUUGAAGCCUAGUAAUGUGUUGUUAGAUGAAGACAUGGUUGCCCAUGUAAGUGAUUUUGGGAUAGCAAAGUUGUUAUGCGAUGGAGAUAGCUUUGUCCUAACCAACACGCUAGCAACAUUGGGUUACAUCGCUCCAGAGUAUGGUUUGGAAGGGCUAGUUUCGACAAGAUGUGAUGUGUAUAGCUACGGGGUGAUGUUGAUUGAAACUUUUACAAGAAAAAGGCCUAGUGAUGAUAUGUUUUGCGGAGAUUUGAGCAUAAAGAGUUGGGUAGAACUCUCACUUCCAGAGAUGCCAGAUAAAGUGAUAGAUGCCAACUUAGUAAUGAAUUUGAAAGAAGAAGAGUUUGACAAGAAUCUACGGUGUGUAUCAUCCAUUCUUAAACUGGCUUUGAAAUGCUCUACGGACUCUCCCGGGGAUAGAAUCAACAUGAAAGAAGCGCAUGUGGAAUUGCAUAAAAUCAAACGUCGGUUUUUCCUUUGAGAAUGAAGUUUGUUAUUUCAAUGUUUUAUGUUUUUUUCCAAGAUAAUAUGGUUAUGUUACUAUUUUAGUAAGAAAUUUGUAUGGGUUUUAGCCCCAUAACAAUUUGAAUGUAUUAUUUAUAAUCUCGCAAUAAAAU